Molecule: messenger RNA, 1818 nt
Organism: Theileria equi strain WA
Lineage: Eukaryota; Apicomplexa; Aconoidasida; Piroplasmida; Theileriidae
Exons: 5
Coding region: 1-1818 (605 amino acids)
Source: RefSeq, a predicted model, not a curated record
AUGUACAUUUAUCUAAUAUUUUAUCGUCUUUUGGUGCUUGUACGUGCCUUUAUAGUCAGAGAUAGCUCUUUAACGCAUCUAUCCGGAGGUUUAUCUACACAUCCUUGCAUUUCUAUAUUACCUAAAUAUACUUCCUUGACAUACUCAAAUCCCAAUGAAAAUGGAAGUGAUAUUGAGGAAGAAGACAUCGCACACUUGGCUGAAACUAAGAAUUUCAACGAUACAGAUAAUGAUCUUGAAAUGAUGGAAUUCUUACGUUCUUCUGAUAAGGAUGGUAAACUAUCUGAUGCAAAACUAAAAAUAUCGAGACGAUUAUGGAAAUUAUUGAUGGGACUGUUGAUAUACCGGUCAAGGUAUAACGACUAUAAUAUUGGUUAUGAGUUCGUAUUCGAUGAAGAAGAUGAGAAUCAUCAAUAUAUUGCAGGUUACCCAUUAGGGGAAAUCCUGAACAAUUUAUUGGAUUUGGUAGACUUACAUGGGAAAGAUCCGGUUCUGUUCAAGAAAUACAACGAAUCUCUACAGCUGGAGAAUAAGCAUUUUCCAGUCUCUGAUGUUAAAGAGGCUCCAAAACUACUUUGGCUGCUUGGAUUUCCAACCCAUACAUAUAUUAAGAAACGCAAAGAACUGGACAGCAUCUACUUGCCUGCAAAGAGUGUGACCACAAGGCUGAGAAAAUGGAAUCUACUUAAGCCCUUGAAACAUGCCAGUCUUUAUGAUAUUCACGAAGACAAUACUGUGGUUAUAGAACGCACAAAGCAAGUAAAGAAAAUAAUAAACGAAUUUCUAAAGGACGAAAGAGAAUAUUUAAUGAGCCAAUUAAUGUUUAGUAAUCCUCAGGAAUUACCUGCACCUUCCAAUAAGGCUUUGCCUAGAGAAAGAAUAUUGAAGACUAUAGUAUCCGAAAUACUAGAAAAGCACAAAUCAUCAAGUGUCUGUCCACUUGUUCAAAGAGACACAAGGUUUGAAAUAGAGGGGGGUUACCAUUAUUCAUUUUAUCAUUGGUCAUUCGAACAAGUUGUACAAUGUCUCGUGCUAUUCAACGAUAUGUAUUUUGAUCAUAACAGGGAACUACUGAUAUCUUGUGAGCGUUCGGGGACACAAUUUGAACCUGUAACAUUUAAUAUCUUACGCAAAAAUUGGAGAGUGCCAGAAAAUGAUAAUUGGCCUAAAGUAUUUCAUGGUAUGCCCUUGGGUUAUUUUAUCGACAAUUUUCGCAAUGGAGAUACAGAUGCUAAGGAACAUUGGUUGCGAAGGGCAAUUCUAGAUCACAUUGGAUUCAAUUGGGGUGAUGGCAUAAAAUAUCUAACAUUUACAUGGGAUAAACUAGAACUCGGCCUUAUUUGGUUCAUCAAUUUUAGAGGUUUCCCUAUAGUAAAUUUGACUCCAGAUAUGGAAAUUUCCAAAACUACUGCAGUUGCAAAAUUCGGGAAGCCAGAAGAAAUACAGGGAUUAAAACUAGGUAGAUUGGUGUAUACUGCAAUAGACCAAAUACAAGUUCUGAGACAACAUUAUCCCAAUAGGUACAAAUUUCUAUCUGAUAUGGGUCUAAACGUAAUGUGGAAGGAACAGAUAGGUUUAGGAUAUAGACCUGUCCCUCACUCAAAGUUCGUUAAUAUAGACAAGCGUACCAAAGUUUCCACUGACAAGAAAUACCUGUUUGAUGAAACAAAUCCACAUCCGAAGGACAUGGAUGUAAUUAACGUUGUAGACGUUGUCGAUGAAAACAUUAGCGACUUGCUCGUUCACAAGGAUGAAAAGUAUAAUAUGCCACAAAUAGAGGGUCUUUUUGAAGAACCUGAUCCUGGUAACAUAACAUAG